Messenger RNA from Candidozyma duobushaemuli, 579 nucleotides. RefSeq lists its product as uncharacterized. Lineage: Eukaryota; Fungi; Ascomycota; Pichiomycetes; Serinales; Metschnikowiaceae. Gene Ontology annotation, cellular component: nucleotide-excision repair factor 2 complex; XPC complex; nucleus. Gene Ontology annotation, molecular function: damaged DNA binding; single-stranded DNA binding. Gene Ontology annotation, biological process: mismatch repair; nucleotide-excision repair. The transcript has a single exon. The coding region runs from base 1 to 579 and encodes 192 amino acids. The record is from RefSeq and is a predicted model, not a curated record.
AUGUCGCUAGAUCCAAAUCAUAGGGCACUUCUAAGGAAGAAUUUAUCUAGCAGCAGUACUCAACAACCGGAGAGGAAAAAGAGGAGGAGACAUGUCAGUCCACCAAAGGAUAAUGAAGACAUUAAAGAAUUGUUUGAAGCAGAGAAUUCCUCGGACUCCAUGGAAUUCGAGGAUGUGGACAUAGAGGCUCCUGAGACACCACCACCUACGAACCCUAUUACUGCUAAUGACGGGUCCGAUCUGGAAGAAGGCUCCGAUGACUUCGAGGACCUUGAAGACGUUGAUAUAGAUGCUAUGUUGGAUGAACCGCUGAAGCCAGAAGAGUCGAUUACUAUCACCAUCAAUGAGCAGAAAAAUGAAGAAGCUAAGGGCAAGAAGAAGAAGGUUGUCACGGUGCCUAAGCAAGAACGCCACAGACGAAAGCUAGUGCAUCAAUUGUACCUUAUGGCGAUGCUUGCACACGGAGCUACGAGGAAUUCGUGGUGCAAUGACAAGACACUACAAAAAUUGCUUGUGGAGAACUUCCCUCGGGCCUCAAAAGCCACUUUGAUCCACCCGCUUCGCUUAUUGAUUUUGUGA